AGAGCCCAAGAGCAAUAAAACAUUUCCAACAGUCAGCUUGCUUUCUCCUAUCCUUGAGAGUUCUGAGAUCUGAAUCUAAAACGAAAUACACUAAAAAUGCAGGAUCCGCCAAGUAUCAAGCCAGAAGAACUUGAUCCUUCCAAUGCAUCCUCCACCACCCAAACGCCGCCCACAUUCCCCAACCCCUCCACUUUCCGAGCUUCUUCCCACAGGCGAGCCCACUCUGAGGUUCAGUUCCGGAUCCCUGAUGACCUCGAUCUCGUAUCCGAUCCGUUCGAAGGAAUCGGAUCCGAAGAAGACUUGUUUUGUAGCUACAUGGACAUUGAGAAGCUUGGGGGAGGAUCAAAGGGAGUCGACGAUGGAGGGGGUGCUGCUGGAUCUUCCAGUGCCGGAUCGGGUCAUAAUCCUAAGGGAGAUGAAAUGAGUGGCGAGUCGGGGAUGGGGGAGAAGAGUAAUGAAGGAGGGAAAGGAAGGCAUAGGUAUAGUAAUUCAGUUGAUGGGUGUUCGCUAAUGGAGUCGAUUGAAGCUAAGAAAGCUAUGGCUCCUGAUAAGCUUGAUGAAUUGUGGACUGUUGACCCUAAGAGAGCUAAAAGGAUCAUUGCAAAUCGGCAGUCAGCUGCUCGCUCUAAAGAGAGAAAAGCCCGAUAUAUAUCUGAACUGGAGAGAAAAGUCCAAACACUGCAAACAGAAGCGACUACUCUUUCUGCACAACUAACCCUUUUCCAGAGAGAUACAACAGGCUUGACUACUGAGAACACUGAGCUUAAGCUUCGGCUACAAGCAAUGGAACAGCAGGCUCAGCUACGGGAUGCUCUAAAUGAAGCACUGAAGAAGGAAGUAGAGAGGCUCAAGAUGGCUACCGGAGAAAUGUUAACACCCACAGAUAAUUUUAAUUUGGGAAUGCACCAUAUGCCAUUCAGCCAACCUUCUUUCUUUCCUCCCCAGCCGCGGCUAGUUGAAAGCCAGAAUAUGCAAAUGCCACCAUUUCAUCCCUUGCAAUCUAACAUGUUGACACCUAAUCAGUCUGUGGUAGCUGCCUCCAACUCACUUGCCUUUGCUGAUAUGAUGCAACAGGAUCCUCUUGGCCAACUGCAGGGGCUUGAUAUCAGUAGCCGAGAUACGCACUUAGCGAAAGCUGAAGGCCCUUCAAUAUCUGCUGGUGAAAGUAGUGGAACAUUAUGAUACAGAUUUUGCUGAUCUACACACCUUGCCCUGUCCUAUUUGUUGGGUUGUUCAUAGACUGACCUUAUUGACGUCGAAAGGUACUAUUCGUUUGAAUUUAGAAGUUUUAAUGUGAUUGGGAUUUUAGUUCUCUGUAGCUUUGCUAGUUCUUCAGUAUUCAAGAUUCUUGUGACAUUCAACUCAUUUUUUGGAGCAAUGAUGUGGGAAUAGAAGUAUGAUACUAGGAGUAGAUUAAUGGAGCAUCUCAAACCAGCUGCUGCCAUUUCUUUUGUCUUUCAAGUAUUGUUGAAACUUUAAAGUUGUAUUUCCGGUGAAUUUCUUCAAAAAUUGUUUUUGUUUCA
This is a messenger RNA of Hibiscus syriacus, 1523 nucleotides long. RefSeq names its product bZIP transcription factor 18-like. Gene Ontology annotation, molecular function: DNA-binding transcription factor activity. The transcript is spliced from 4 exons. Gene Ontology annotation, biological process: regulation of DNA-templated transcription. The record is from RefSeq and is a predicted model, not a curated record. NCBI's taxonomy places the organism in Eukaryota, Viridiplantae, Streptophyta, Magnoliopsida, Malvales, Malvaceae. Gene Ontology annotation, cellular component: nucleus. The coding region runs from base 97 to 1182 and encodes 361 amino acids.